CAUGUGUUUAAAUGUCGUUUCGUUGAAACACAAUUGGCUUGUUUAUAAGAAAGUGAUAUGUGGAAAGUAUCGUUUUAUUAUAAUUGUGUGUCUUCCGAGGAUGUCUACGUUUAAGAUACCUUUUAUAUCAAUAAUUUCUUUCCAUAUAUAUUUUAUGAAAACCUAAAACACGAUACGUUUAAACAAAUACUAUUGUACAGUACUGACCAAUAGUAAAAUGAUAUCGCAUGCUUAUCUCAUAAAUGACAAAAAAACAACAGUACCGAAACAAGAAGAAUUAUGAAGUCAAUUGACAUGGACGUAUUAGACUCGGGACAGUCAAGUAUAAAGGCUAGAGAGAUAAGUUUUUUGCCUUCGUUCGAAGUCGAUAAAUCUAUGGAGAAUACCGUAACCCUGCCAGACAAAGUCUGCCGGUCCCAAGCCCGGUCAAAGGGGAGGGGAACCAAGAGAACCCCCUGCAGGCCGUAUAUCUCGCAAAAGAUGGGACUUGAUUGCUGGUCUGAAAGAAAAUUACGAUAUACAUGUACUGGAUUAGUCACACUGAAAAUUGUACAGCUACUCCUUUUGUUCAUACUGACUGUAUCGUGGAGAUUCCAUAGGGAACCGCCGCCAUUGGAAAGCAGCACGUACUGUGUUCCAUGCAAUGAUAUCACGCAACCAUACAAUGACACAGGAAACGUUAUUGAUGCAUGGAGACAAAUAUAUAACGAUUCUGUGUGCUGUGGUCCCAUUCGCAGAGUUAUGGAGCUUCGCAUAAAAAAAGAGAUGACGAAGCAAUACUUCGAAAACAAUCAAGCAAAUCCAAGUCUACUUGUUGGAGAAUCGUUUAUCACCGACUGUGACUGGGUGGAAAUCAAAACGCCUACAGCUAAACUGGUUGGAGUGGUAGAUAGCGUUCCAAGUGACAUAGUCCAAGGUCAUUCAAAACUUCGUUGGAACAAGAACAAUCGCACAUUUACUUCAAACAAAUGCAUUCAUCUCGAGCUUGAGGGGGAAAUCUUCGUCAAGAGACCCGGAUACUACAUAGUGUCUUCAACGCUGAAUGUUAAUACGACAGGAACGAACAUUACAACAACAAUAUUCAGUCACCAUGUUAAUCUUCUUUCCCACAAAUUUGGAACGACUGGUGUUCUUAUGCAACACAAAAGAUCUAUCAAAGAAUCCGACAACGGUGUUUUUACAAGUCUUUUAUCCGCGGUUUUUAAACUUCAUAUGCAUGAUAGAAUAUCUGUGUCUGUCAGCGACCAGAACUAUUUCACUCGUAACUUUUCUAACGAUCAAUUCACUGCAUACUACACUUACGACAUGGCCUAAUUCGAGUAUAAAAGAAAUUCUACUUAUCUAUUACAAGAUAGAUAAGACGACACGGAAGAUAUUUUUAUCCCCCGCCUUGAAAAGGCGAGGGGAUAUAGUAAUGGUAGGCGCGAUUCCGUGUGUGUGUGUGUGUGUGUGUGGUGUGUGUCCGUCCGGCCCACAUUCAUUUCUUUGCAUCUCCUCUUACAUUUCUCAUGCGAUUUCUACCAAACUUUCACAGAUUUAUGAUCAUAAAGUGAAGCAGUGCAUAUUGUCGGGCUUUCCCGAUUCGACCAUUUUUGAAAGAGUUAUUACCCUUUGCUUAUUUUACAUUUAAAAUUGGUUUCUUCGCAACUCCUCUUAUGUUUUUCAUGCGAUUUCUACCAAACAUUCACAGAUUGAUGAUCAUAAAGUGAAGCAGCGCUUAUUGUCGGGCUUUCCAGAUUCAACCAUUUUUGAAAGACUUAUUGCCCUUUGCUUAUUUUACAUUUAAAAUUGGUUUCUUCGCAGCUCCUCUUAUGUUUUUCAUGCGAUUUUACCAAACUUUCACAGAUUGAUUAUCAUAAAGUGAAGCAGCGCAUAUUGUCUGGCUUUCCCGAUUCGACUAUUUUUGAAAGAGUUAUUGGCCCUUGUUAUUUUACAUUUAAAAUUGGUUUCUUCGCAACUGCUCUUACGUUUUUCAUGCGAUUUCUACCAAACUUUUACAGAUUGAUGAUCAUAAAGUGAAACAGCGCAUAUUGUCGGGCUUUCCUGAUUUGACCAUUUUUGAAAGAGUUAUCGCCCUUUCCUUAUUUUGCAUUUAAAAUUGGUUUCUUCGCAACUCCUCUUACGUUUUUCAUGCGAUUUUACCAAACUUUCACAGAUUGAUUAUCAUAAAGUUAAGCAGCGCAUAUUGUCUGGCUUUCCCGAUUCGACUAUUUUUGAAAGAGUUAUUGCCCUUUGCUUAUUUUACAUUUAAAAUUGGUUUCUUUGCAACUGCUCUUACGUUUUUCAUGUGAUUUCUACCAAACGUUCACAGAUUGAUGAGCAUAAAGUGAAGCAGCGCAUAUUGUCGGGCUUUCCAGAUUCAACCAUUUUUGAAAGAGUUAUAGCGAUUUGUUUAUUUUUACAUUUGAAAUUGGUUUCUUCGCAACUUCUCUUAUGUUUUUCAUGCUAUUUCUACCAAACAUUCACAGAUUGAUGAUCAUAAAGUUAAGCAGCGCAGAUUGUCUGGCUUUUGUGAUUUGACCAUUUUUGAAAGAGUUAUUGCCCUUUGCUUAGUUUACCUUUAAAAUUGGUUUCUUCGCAACUUCUCUUACGUUUUUCAUGCGAUUUCUACCAAACUUUCACAGAUUAAUUAAUAUAUAGUGACGCAGGGCAUAUUGUCGGGCUUUUGUGAUUCAACCAUUUUUGAAAGAGUUAUAGCCAUUUGUUUAUUUUUACAUUUGAAAUUGGUUUCUUCGCAACUCCUCUUACGUUUUUAUGCGAUUUCUACCAAACUUUCACAGAUUGAUGACCAAAUAGUGAAGCAGUGCAUAUUGUCGGGCUUUCAUGAUUCGGCCAUUUUUAAAAGAGUUAUUGCCCUUUUUUGCAUUUAAAAUUGGUUUCUUCGCAACUCCUCUUAAGUUUUUCAUGUAAUUUCUACCAAACUUUCACAGAUUGAUGAUCAUAAAGUGAAGCAGCGCAUAUUGUCGAACUUUCCUGAUUUGACCAUUUUUGAAAGAGUUAUUGCCCUUUGCCUAUUUUACAUUUAAAAUUGGUUUCUUCGCAACUCCUUUCACAUUUAUGACUAUAAAGUGAUGCAGCGCAAUUUGUCAGGCUUUAUCAAUUUGACCUUUUUUGAAAGAGUUAUUGCCCUUUCUUAAUUUUACGCAUUUCUUAUGUUCCUGAGAAACUACCAAUACCAUUGAUUGGCUUUAGUUCCAAAAAAUGCCCCAUGAGGCGGGGGUUAUAGCUGUCUUAGCUUGUUUAGCCAUUAUUGUUGUCAAGAUUCAAUUUUCAGAAUGUGCAAAAUCAAAACUCCUUAAAAUGUAUGUGCUGUUGGAUUAAUGUACUUGAAAAAAACAUCACAGGUGACACAUUUCAAUAGAAGUAUUCGUAAGACGUUUUGAUGCUCAGCUAGUUCAUAGUUAAACCUGUAAUACUUAUAUCUUAUUGAAGUUUGAUGUGUUGUUUUUGUAUCGACUUUGGCCACUUUUCCUGUAUAAAUUGCUUUAAACGGUCACCAUUUUGUUGUUGACAACGUAUAUUGUAACUUCAUAUCAUAACUGUUCAUGUAUAAAUGUGAAUAUUAAUACUGAUGAAUGCAUUUGAUUUAUUUGGAAAUGAAUUAAAAAAUCUAAUGAGAAA
Molecule: messenger RNA, 3621 nt
Organism: Mya arenaria
Lineage: Eukaryota; Metazoa; Mollusca; Bivalvia; Myida; Myidae
Exons: 6
Coding region: 280-1314 (344 amino acids)
Biological process (GO): immune response
Cellular component (GO): membrane
Molecular function (GO): tumor necrosis factor receptor binding
Source: RefSeq, a predicted model, not a curated record